This is a messenger RNA of Symbiodinium pilosum, 1233 nucleotides long. The record is from the annotation of a GenBank genome assembly. NCBI's taxonomy places the organism in Eukaryota, Dinophyceae, Suessiales, Symbiodiniaceae.
AUGUUCGGCGAGAGGGAGUUGCUAGCAACAGACGUAUCAGGUGACGUUGGUCUCCACGAGGGCGCCUUGCUGACCCUGAUUCGAUUGCCUCCGCAGAAGUUGUGCACAGCCUCGGAGGACGGAACGGCACGAAUCUUUGAGCUGCAAACUGGGAAGACGCUCUGCAUUCUUGGAGGGCACUGCGGCGCUGUGAUUUCUGUAACUUUCUCUGACGAUGGAAGUCGAGCGCUCACAAUGACUGCGACGCGCUCUAUUGCGCUGUACGAGACAGCUCUGGGGGCACAGCUAUGGCGCCUGCUAGGUCCGGUGCAGGACGCAUGCCUCGCAGCCGAUGGACGGCGAGUCCUGGUCAUGGACUCGCACUCUGUGGUCGGGCUGCUAGAUGCCGACACUGGCCAAGUCAUGACCAACCUCACACACCAUGCGUACUACGUCUGCACUGCUGUGUUCUCUCCUGGCGGCAAAGCACUGCUAACAGCCUCGGUGGAAGGUUUCGCCCGACUCUUCGAUGUGGAGUCCGGCCGCUGCCUCAUCACCUUUGAGAGCAAAGCAAGAUCACCAAGUGGAAGGAGCCUGGGUAUGACGGCCGCUUCUUUCUCCCCAGAUGCCGGCAAGGUUCUGGUCAGCAUCUUUGACGGCUCGGCUGACUUGUACGAUCGCAGCACCGGUGAGCGAAUUUGCUCCUGCGUCGGACAUUCCGAUGUGCUCCGCUGCGCGUCCAUGUCACCGGACGGCACCCUGAUCCUGACAGCUUCCAAAGACGGUACUGCAAAGCUGUUCUGCGCCAAGUCCGGCAAGUGCUUGAGCACGUUUGAAGGGCACACGAAGCCUCUGUGCGCAGCAAACUUCUCGCCGGACCUUUCACAGGUUCUGACUGCUUCGCAAGACUUCUCGGCAAAGCUGUUUGAUGCCAGAACGGGAGUAUGCUUGCAAAGCUUCGGAGGGCAUUCAGCACCAGUUCUUGGCGCCAGCAUGUCUGCUGAUGGAAGUCUUGUGCUCACCUGUUCCAGUGACUUGGAUGCUAAGCUGUUCAACAGCAAGAGCGGGCAGUGCUUGCGCAGCUUCUUCGAGGAGCAUGGCUAUGUGACCUCAGCUCAGUGGGCUCCUGGAGGACAACAGAUCCUUCUGGCCUUCUUCAGCGGAAGGGUGGCAUUGUUCGACCCAAAGCAAGAUCACUUCGUCCAGGAUUUCACUGGGCAUGCUGACUGCGUUCACUCCAUGAAGCUCGUGUGA